Molecule: messenger RNA, 7646 nt
Organism: Peromyscus californicus insignis
Lineage: Eukaryota; Metazoa; Chordata; Mammalia; Rodentia; Cricetidae
Gene: Znf483
Product: zinc finger protein 483
Exons: 6
Coding region: 368-2527 (719 amino acids)
Biological process (GO): negative regulation of transcription by RNA polymerase II
Molecular function (GO): DNA-binding transcription repressor activity, RNA polymerase II-specific
Source: RefSeq, a predicted model, not a curated record
UGUGUGUGUUCCUUUUAUUAGAUGUUUAGCUGCGUCCCUGGCUGUAUCUCUAAGAACCCUGGUCUUAAUAAGUCAGAGCGUCUCCAGGCUUUGCCAGCUGACACCUGUGGGGCGAAUGGCCGCUGCUUUUCUCUCUCUCGAGUUGAGAACCUUUACCUGCGUCACAUUUUCACAGAGCCUCUAGUGAAGCAGCUGCGCAUGUCUCAGUCACUGCGGAGACUCAGGUGCCCAAAGAGAUGCCAGUUCCUUCAAGACUGAAAAUUGGAUUCCUAGAGGCCUUGGUAGUUUGUUGUGCAUAGAUAGUACCUGUGGCAGAGCAGACGUACUCAGAUAGUCUAAAGAGGACUGGAUUCCUGCUGGUGACACGAUGCAAGCUUACGUGCCCCCAAACAUGAUGACAGCCAUCUCCCCAGACCCUCCAGCUCUGGCUGCAAGCGAGCAAAGCAGGGUCCCUAGAGUGGAUACCUCCAGGGUCCACGGAAGGACCUUAAGAGGACAUGCUGAUGACCUAGAUUCUUUCAGGCAGAAGUUCAGGUGGUUCUGUUACUCACAAGAAGAAGGACCCAGAAAAACCCUGAAUCAACUCUGGGAGCUCUGCAAGCAAUGGCUGAGACCAGACAUUCACACCAAAGAGCAGAUCUUAGAGUUCUUAGUGUUCGAGCAGUUCCUGAGGGUUUUGCCUGGAGAGAUGAGGGUCUGGGUGAAUUCUCAGCGCCCUGAGAGUAGUAUGGAGGUGGUAACCCUGGUAGAAGAUUUGAACCAAACACUUGAAGAAAGGGAAGAUCUUAGCACUCAAGAUUCUGCUGUUUGCAAAGCGGAAGAUUUGGGAGAAGAGGAGAUGGUGGCUGUUCCUCCAAACACGGAGCCACGUGAACCUGUAACAUUUGAGGAUGUGUCUGUGGACUUUACCAGAGGAGAGUGGAAGAUGCUGGAGUCAUCUCAAAGGGAGCUGUAUAAGGAAGUGCUGCUGGAAACCUUGAAGAACCUAGAAUUUUUGGGCCUUCCAGUUUCCAAAUUUGAAUUGAUUUCCCAGCUGAAGUGGGUUAAGUUGCCAAGGGUACUGGAAAAAGAAAUCUCAGAAGGCCCCAGACCAGAAGCUGAGUCUAGAAGUGAAUUGGAUGCCUUUAUGGAAGACUUCACUUUAGAGAAAACAGUAGAAUACUGCUUCAGUGAUGAUGGUUAUGGCUUGAAGGCAGAAUUCCAGAAACGACAUGGCAAAUCCAAGAAAGAUCAUAGCAAGCACAGUAGCCAUCAGAGUAAAGAAACUCCCUCUGGAAAGAAUUCCAAACAAACUUCUGACACAAUCAAACAUCGGAGCACCUGCUUAACAAAGAAGUCUCAGAGGUCUAAGGAAGGCAAGAAACCCUACAUCUUUCAUUCAGAUCUUGUGAACCGCAAAGAACACAGUGUAGUAAAGUUAAGGAAAUGCAGUGGAAAUGAGAAAGACUCACGUCACUCUUCAUCUCUUAGUGACCAUAAGAGACAACCAAGAAUUGGUUCGUUGAGUAAGACCCAGAAGUGUAGUAAGUGUGGGGUAGCCUUUACUCAAAGCUCAUGGUAUCGUAGUAAAACCUCUCAAUGUGAAAAAUGCCAGAAGAAUUUAUUUCAAGGUGAAACCUCAAAUAAAGACAAAGGACCCGAAACUGAAGAGCCCAGUAAGUGUAAAAAAUGUGGGAAAGCUCUUGGCUAUAGUUCAAAACUCUCUGUGUGUGUUGAGUGUAGAAAAGCUCACAGAGCUAGCCCAUCAGUUAAACCACAUAAAAAAACUAACAAAAAAGGAAAGUCUUACAAGUGUGAUGAGUGUGGAAAAAGUUUUUCUGGUUUAAACGCUGUCGAUAUACAUCGAAGAACUCAUACUGGAGAAAAGCCCUAUGAAUGUAAACACUGUGGGAGAUCCUUCAAUGACUACUCAUCAUAUUGUCAACACCAGAGAAUUCAUACUGGAGAGAAACCAUAUAAGUGUAAUGAGUGUGAUAAAUCCUUCACUCAUAGCUCCUCUCUUUCAAAGCAUCAAAGGAUACACACUGGAGAGAAGCCCUAUAAGUGUAAGGAUUGUGGAAAAGCCUUUAGACAGAAUUCUUGCCUUACCAGACAUCAGAGAACGCACACUGGAGAAAAACCAUAUGUGUGUAAGGAUUGUGGAUCAUCUUUUAGCCUUUUUAGUACGAUCAUCUAUCAUCAGAGACUUCAUGCAGGAGAAAAACCUUACAAAUGUACCCACUGUGAUAAAGCCUUCCCUACUCAUUCCCGCCUCAGUCGUCACUUGAGAUGUCACACUGGUGAAAAACCAUACAAAUGUAAAGAAUGUGGGAAGACUUUCAGACAGAGUUCAUCCCUUAAUUUACAUCUCCGAAGUCAUACUGGAGAGAAACCCUACAAAUGUGAUUAUUGUGGAGCAACCUUUACUCGGAGCACAAUCCUUAUUGAACAUGUAAAAACUCAUACUGGCGCACAAUAUGAAUGUAAAAAGUGUGGUAAGAAAUCUAAGAGUCGGUCAGCCCAUCUUAAACAUCAGUGUACUGAGUAAUUCUGGGACUGCAGUGAGUGGAGGGUAGGUGAGUUCAGAUUGUGCCCUUAUUUAAACACUUGACAUGUAAACUACCCACAUCAUUGACUAGAAGCAUCAGCUUCAAUGGGUUUACAAGUAGGAAUAGCCUUCUUCCCCCUUGGUCUCUUCUUGAGGGUGGCCAGUGUUGAUUAGAGUUGGUAAAGUUAGGUUGACGUGAAGAAAGCAUGUGAAGAGAAAUGAUUCUGAAAAGCCAAACUUAUGUUUGAAAGACUCUUCGGGGAUUUCUCUCUUUGGCUUCCUUCCACAGCCAUAUAGUAUAAUGGAAAAGGACAUGCCUGAACUUUAAUAACAUAGGCUCUAUCCCCAUUUGCCAACCAACCAUUGUGUCACCCUAAACAAGUCAUUUGGACCCUCUCAAUUUUAGUUUCUUUACCAGUAGAGUGAAGAGAUGACAUUAAUGAUUUCUAAGUUUUCUUUUUAUCUCAUAUUCUGAUACUGCAGACAAUAGUUUGAACAUCUUUGACUUAUUGGAAUUGUCAUGUCUGGUAGACGCUUACUCUCUUACAGAAUUGUGGACUUCUAGAUUAGGGAGAAUAUGGAAUGUUCGAUGUAGGGUACCUAGAAUGUGAUAAACAGACAAGUCAGGGAAGCUCAGUGGAGUUUGCUUUCAGGGAAUGUUCAAAUUUGCACAAAUCUCCCCAAUUAUCUUUUGAGUUUUGCCUCAGUGGAUUGAGAAUUCAGAGAGCUUGUACCUGAGCCAACUCAGACAUGAAAGUAACAGUCCUGGGAGAAAAACCAAAAGCAGCUGUUUUGGAUGGAUUAUUCCCCCUGCAGCAAGCACAGGCCCUUGCACCACGGUGUCAGAAUUCUGGGUGGCAAAAGUCACAAGAUGCUAGAUUGAAUCAGAUUGGGUCCUUAGAUGUGUUCUAGUUGGUUUGUAGGGUCGGGUAUGUAUGUACACACAGUUUUCACUCUUUGGAAAUAAUGAAUUUUGUGUUUUAAAGAAAGUAGAGUUUGUGUUUAAAAAUGUUCAGGAGCUGACCACAUUAGCCUACUAUGUCUAUGGAGUUCUCACUGGUCCCGCAUGUGGGUGCCACUUUAAAUGCCAGGUUUCUCUUAUACCUGGCUUUCUUAAUGCAGGCAUGUGAUAUUUUGUUGCCCCGCCAUUUGAGAAUACAUACACUAAAAUCUCAAGGGACCCCCACUGAGUACAAGUAAAAUUCAGGAAAAGAACUCUUUUGUGAAAUGAGACUUCAUGGAGUGGACUAUAUGGGUAUUGACGGGUUGAUGGAAACUUAAUUUCUAACUGAGAAAGGAAUUCAAGACCCUGAAUUAGUUUGGGUCUCAGAUCAUUAGAUUCCAAAGGGACUUGAUUGUGUUAUAGAAAAAAUUCCUGAAGUUGAAAUUUGAGGCAAUUCCUAGAGAGAGAACUAAGCCAGAACUAUGGUUUUACAGGUAUGAAGAAUCUCCAGUGCUGAUCUAAGACUCAGGAAUAUUUGCUGAUGUGCAAAUAGUUUGAAAUGCUACCUCUUGGUAUAAGGUUUUUGGUUUCUUCUGGAUGGCUCCUUCCUCCUUAUCCCAAAGUCUAAAAGAAAAUCAGACAAUAUUUUGUGAUAAAUUGAUCAGUAUAGCUGUUGCCAAAUGGACCAAGUAAACACAUUCCUGACAUCAAAGGAACAUGGCUUGUAAGAAUCACUCAUAUGGGAUUAAUAAUUUUCAGAAAUGAUAUAUUUUAUUGAAAUCAUUAAUGAAAUGUAUAAAACAACUCUUGAGAAGAGAUCUGUUCCAGGGUAUUCGAGGGAAUUUCACAAGAGGCUAUUUUUAUCCCAAUCUCAGUUGGGGAUUAGAAACAAAACUUAUUUUUUUUUAACAUUUUUAUUAAAAUAUAGAACACAUAGGCUUAAAAACCAAGAUGAUUCAGUGAGUUUUCAUCAGUUCUAAUGAAGUGCACAUUCAUUAUCAUAAUCCAUUUUUCAGAACAUCACCCUAUAAGAGCACCUAUUGGAUCCACCCAUUUAUACAUAAUUCCCACUCUCAUCUCUGACCCCAAGUAAACACUAACCUACUUUGUAUUUACAGAAUGGCCUUUUCUAGUCUUUUAUAUUGGCCUUUGUUUCCCCGUUGACAUCACGUUUUUAAGUUUAUGCAUGUUAUAGCCUAUGUGACUUCUUUCUAUUAAAGUGUUAUUUGUUGGUGUUUGUUGUUAAAUGAUAGUCUAUCAUAUGGAUACUUCAUCCAUUUGCCUGUGAGAGGACAUUCUCUUCUUUCCCCCUAGGGGUUGGCUGCUAGGAACAACACUGUGAAUAUAACAUAAGUCUGUGUAGACAUUAACUUUGUUUUUCUUGGUAGACACCUAUAGGUAGUUUCUGGGUCAUGUAAAUUUUUGUUUGACUUUUUAGGAAACUGCCAAAUUGCUUUCCAGUGUGACUACAUCACUUUAAAUUCUUGCCAGCAGUGUGUGAAUGUUCCAUUUUCUUUACAUCCGUGCCAAUGUCUAAAAAAUCUUAGUCAUCCUGGUGAAAUGGCAUUUCCAUAUGCUUCUAAUUUGCGUUUCCCUGACAACUCAUGUCAUCAUUUGCCCAUUACUCAGCCUUUCACAUGUCUCCUUUGAGUCUUUCCAAAUUCCUUAUCUAUGUAAAAGUCAGGAUGAUUGACUUAUAACAAGUUCUUUAUCUACACACAGUCCCUUAUCCAGUGUGAACUUUCUAUCACCGUGUGCUAGAAGGAAGCUACAAAACCACUGCAAAAUACUUGGCAAUGACUAAUAAUUGCCUGAAAGGCAUUCAGUCUGGCCUAGUACCCAUAUACUGAAGUCUAUUUUUAGAUUGUUAGGUCAUCUAAAGGCUUUAAAUUUGUGACUUAUGACUCCUCAUAGAACUUUUCAGAGCUUUAUUUAGCAAUUUUUUUGUUUAUAGUGAUAAGUAUUUUAAUCAGCUCUAUGACACAUUUUAAAACAAAGUCCUUGUCCUUUAGAAUGUUUUAUAAUGAGCUUCUAUAUAGAAAUUUCUCUCAAGGCACAGGUUAAGACAGAGCCCCUGUCAGUGAAUUUACUUUAUUCUUUGUGCUUUAGAAUUAUUUCUGAUAUAAAAUAUGGAUGCCAUAAAAUGUGCCAUUUUGGUGGUCUUGGUCGAACGAUUCUGCGGUGCUCAUGUGCAGCCGUCAUUCAUUCCGAGCGCUUUCCCACCCUCCCACACUGAACUCCCUGAGAAUUCCUUCUCCGCUUUCUUCUCCCGCAAGCUCCUGGGCGUCACACUUCUGUUUCCUUUCCACAGCUGGCUCUUGUUAGUUCCUCGCAUCAAUAACAAUACAGUUCGUGUCUUUUCAUGUCUGGCUCAUCUCACUUGGCAUGUAAUAUUUUCAGGCAUUCAAGGAAGUCUUCAGUUGGAUUUUCUAGCACAGGAAAUCUUAAACUCCUGUGUCAUCCAGGUAACAUUGGUAAGAGGAACACAAGGUCAUUACGUGUAUUCUGUCUCGCUGGCUCCGUAACUUAGGCCCCUGCACAUGCGUACUGAAGAGGUUGAGACUAUGCACUGACUCGUCUUAGGGGUCUGCUUUUGGAAACGGAGUAAGAGCACUUACAGCACCAAUCACACACUGUCAUGAAGCAACGAGGACAAACUAUCUCUUGCUUUAAAAUGACGACCUACCUGGUCUUUAAACUCAGCUAUAAUUUUAUCUUCUUGAGAGAAACUAAUCUUUUUGGUUUUUGUUUUUUGUUUGUUUGUUUGUUUGUUUGUUUGUUUUGGUUUUUCGAGACAGGGUUUCUCUGUGUAGCUUUGCGCCUCUCCUGGAACUCGCUUUGGAGACCAGGCUGGCCUCGAACUCACAGAGAUCCGCCUGGCUCUAACUCCCGAGUGCUGGGAUUAAAGGCGUGCGCCACCACCACCAGGCUUUGUUUUUGUUUUUAUCAGAGUUGAGGACCAAACCCAGGGCCUUGCACUUGCUAGGCAAGUGCUCUAGCACUGAGCUAAAUCCCCAACCCUGAGAAACUAAUCUGUUUAGCUGACAUUCCCUAACAGAUGGAGAAAAAAAUACUGAAUAAAUCAGCAGUUUGAGAUUUGAGGCAAUGAAUUGGCUUCUCUUUGUAAAUUUGGGUGUUCUUUGAGACAAUAUAAUCAAAGUUUUCCUUGGGCAGUGUCUUACACGGAUCAUCUAAAACUAAAACGUACUUAAAUUUUCAAAUUUUCAGUCAAUUGAUUUUUUGAUAAUAGAAAUGUAUAUAUUUUGUGAGAAAUACGUGAUCUGCUCCUGUUUACUCUGGGCAGAAUUGUUAAAUGGUGUCGUGUUUUCUGUUUUAGUGGGUAUUUUUCAAACUGUCAUUUUCUUCCAAAGUGUUUGAGUGAAUUAUAAGAGUUGGGUUUUCUUUUCUCUACCCACGGUUCUGUUUGCACGUGUGUGCAUGUGCAAGAGUCGAGCUGCUGUGUCUCUGGCACGCUUACAAUCUGAAACCUGUUCAAAGUCCUUAAAGGUAUUUCGGUUAGAAAUUUAGAUUUCAUGUAGUUAGUUUUUGUGGAUUUUUUUUUUUUACUAAGUUGUUGAGCUGUAGAUCUGCAAUAUCAGCACUGCCUACUGUGUUGUCUUUAAUAUUAGCACUGCCUACUGUGUUGUCUUUAAUACUAGCACUGCCUACUGUGUUGUCUUUAAUACUUGAACUUGGUAGCUUUUGUGUCUGCCGCUGCUGUUGCUGUAAAUUGCAACUGGCUUUCAUCAGUGAAUGUGCACUAGACCCUCUUUUAGUCCCCUCUUUCCACUGUGCCACUUACAGUACGAGCUUCUGUGUCUGCACUGAAUUCUGCCUUAGAAAUAUGCCUUUGACUAAAGUUUAAAUAUUUUUCCAUGUAUUUUUGCCUAUAGAAUAAUCACAAUUCCAAUAAGAAGCACCUUGAUUUAUGGUUGAUUAUACAUGUAAUGCUCUGACUUGUGCUAUCUGCAUAACAUGUUGACGUAAUCUAUUAUGAUAUUUCAUCUGUGCAGAGACGAAUAUCAUUUGUUGGUUUAUCAACGCUGACUAGAUUGGUGACGUGUUCGUGUGUCACUGAAAAAUGCACGCUCCUCUGCAAUGCUAAUAGUGUACUGUGCGGUGCAAUAAAGUGAAGUAUAGUUCUACUAAAACAAUAAAGUUGUAUUUAAUACAGAA